Molecule: messenger RNA, 471 nt
Organism: Lachnellula hyalina
Lineage: Eukaryota; Fungi; Ascomycota; Leotiomycetes; Helotiales; Lachnaceae
Gene: MIX17
Product: Mitochondrial intermembrane space cysteine motif-containing protein
Exons: 3
Coding region: 1-471 (156 amino acids)
Biological process (GO): mitochondrion organization
Cellular component (GO): mitochondrion; nucleus
Source: RefSeq, a predicted model, not a curated record
AUGGCUCGUCAAGGAAGAUCAGGAGGUGGCCGAGCUCCUUCUCGCCCAACCGUCGCCCCCAAAAGACCAGCAGCGCCUCCUCAGCAACAGACUCGCCCUGCGACCACCGCAGCCCAUCCACCACAGCAACAGGCUCCUCCUCCCGCGGCGCAACAGGGCUCCGCUGGUCCAGGUCUUUUCGGUCAGAUGGCUAGCACUGCAGCAGGUGUUGCCGUCGGAUCCUCAAUUGGCCACGCAAUCGGAGGUUUCUUUGGUGGAGGGUCAAGCCAGCCAGCUGAACAACCAGCAGACAACGGUGCCGUGGCUUCUCAAAACGGGCAGGCAGCUCAGAACAAUUGGGGUACAAAAAGCUGCGACGUGGACGCACAGCAGUUCACAAAGUGCAUGAAUGAGAACCAGGGUGACUUGCAGACAUGCAGUUGGUACUUGGAGCAGUUGAAAGCUUGCCAGAGCGCUGCCAGCCAAUACUAG